Lytechinus variegatus (green sea urchin) is the source of this 1951-nucleotide messenger RNA. Its product is annotated as short transient receptor potential channel 6-like. Gene Ontology annotation, biological process: manganese ion transport; calcium ion transmembrane transport; regulation of cytosolic calcium ion concentration. The transcript has 9 exons. Gene Ontology annotation, cellular component: membrane; cation channel complex. The record is from RefSeq and is a predicted model, not a curated record. Bases 110 to 1951 code for a protein of 613 amino acids. NCBI's taxonomy places the organism in Eukaryota, Metazoa, Echinodermata, Echinoidea, Temnopleuroida, Toxopneustidae. Gene Ontology annotation, molecular function: inositol 1,4,5 trisphosphate binding; protein binding; store-operated calcium channel activity.
CACUAUGAGCCAGCACUAUUCUUGUCAAAACUGAAUCAAAUCGAAUAGAAAUCGACUACCUCUUAACCUUGUACUAUCUUCAUUAAUUAGAUUGACGGAAUUUGAGAAGAUGCCUAAAGCUAAGCAACCUAGAACUCGCCACUUGACCUUCAAUGCUAGUCAUGAACUGAAUGAGGAAGAUCUGUCAUUCCUUAGGGUCGUAUCGAUGGGUAAUCUCCCAAAGGUACGGGAAAUUAUGGAGUCUAGCGAUGAUCCAAAAAAAUUGAUGAACAUGACAGAUUUCAAAGACUGCACAGCGCUCGAAAUUGCGACCGAGGUGGAGCACUCUGAGAUCGUAGAAUACCUGGUGAAAAAUUUCGGUAAACUCAUGGACGAAAUGCACUUCCACGAAUGUCUCAUGCUGGCCAUCAGCAAAGGUUACCUUCGUAUCACUCAAGUUAUCCUUGAUCAUCCUCUUUCCGAUGUUAAACAUAGAGGUACGUGUUCACACCAGGAUAAAUUCUAUUUCUACUCAACGAAAAGCAAUUCAAAGUUUGAUCGUGAUUUGACGCCCCUGAUGCUUGCCGCACAAUGCAAUGAAGUAGAAAUCAUACGACUUUUACUCGCUCGAGGCGAGUACAUUACCGAACCCCACGCUAUCCUAUGUAGCUGUAGAGACUGUCAAGAUGCCAAAGCAAAUGACCCAUUGCUUAGGUCGUUAGCCGGUCUGCACACCUACCAAGCCCUCGCCGGUGAGGCGUAUAUCUGCCUGACGAGCCCCGAUCCAAUACUCACUGCUUUCCUUCUCAGUGAAAAACUCACCAAAUUGGCCUCUAUCGAGAAGGAAUUCAAGAACGAAUACCGUGAGCUUGUGAAGCGAUGUAAACAGUUUGCUUCCGACUUGCUCGACAUGUGCCAGACAACUGCAGAGGUUCAGACUAUACUCAAACAAGAAGCCACAACACAAGGAGAGGUCUAUGCGGCAGAAGGCGCCAAUACCCUCCGGAAGAACAGAGGAGCAAAACCAGAAAUCCCCGGCGACGACUCGGAUUUCUCACUCCCGAGGCUGGAACUGGCUAUCAAAUUUCGCCAAAAGCAAUUCGUAGCCCAUCCUCACUGUCAGCAUCACUUGUCGACAUUAUGGUAUAAAGGUUUUCCCAUUCGGACCCGCCAGUGGCAUCCCCUGGUCAAAUGCUUGGCAACAGUUGUUAUGAUCGCUGCUCUACCAUUCCUUACCCUGGCUUACUGGUUCUUUCCAAAGAGUAAGGUGGGAAAUUUCAUGCGAAGUCCGAGGACCAAGUUCAUGCUACACGCCGCCAUGUAUGUGACAUUCUUGAUCAUCCUUUUCCUUGAGUCAGUGGCCUCUAAAGGAUUCCAAAACAAUUCCCACCAGGAAGACUUCAUCCAAGAAAAUGAAAAUUGUACUUACUUUGCACAAGCCGUCAAGAAUCAAACUUUCCACAAAGAUGAUGAUGUAAGACUUCGACCAAACUGCUUUUCACCGCUUCAGAUUCUGAUCAUCGUUUUUGUGAUGGGUAUGCUCUGGACAGAGAUCAAACAGAUCUUCCGAGAAGGGUAUAAGAUUUAUCUCCAAUCAUUGUGGAACUGGAUCGACAUCGCAAUGCUAAACAUUCUCAUAUCUUCCAUCUUCAUUCGAGCCGUUGUCGUUCACAUGGUCAACGUGUCGAUGGAUUUCUUCGAGGAAAAUGCUGAUGGGUGUAAAGUGGGCGGAAAUUACACUAUCAAAGAAAAUCACCUACGUUGGCUCCUUGCAGGUAUUAUGCAUCUGCGGUUCCUGGCAUGUACGCGCCGUUGGACGGAGCUAGCUCAGGGGCGGGUAGGCUCGGCCGUUGAAGUGCUGCGUUUUGCUGUCUCGCUUGGCACUGUCUUGGAUCGGUCCGGCGUCGCCCUCCUGUCCGGCUUUGCAGGGUUCCCCAUGGCGAUAAUUCUUUUUCGGAGUCCCGAUGCUUAG